AUGGGCGACACGACUCACUGCAACGACCUAAAAUGCCUCCCCCUCGCCCCUAAGCUCUGGAUCAAACUCAUCAAACUCAUUCCCGAAACCGGCUCCUAUACAGUCAUGAUCAGAGCUGAGCCUGGGGGUGUUCUACCUCGUCAUCGACACGUCAAGAGUGCCGAGAUCUCCAUCUUGAAGGAAAACGGAGAUCAUCCGCAGGCUGGGUACUUUGAGAAGGGAGAUUAUGUUUCGGAGCAUGAGGGUUCACAGCACGAUCCGCUUGUGUUCGAGGUGGAAACUGAGAUCGAGGGAGCGUCGAUGUUUCUGGAUGAUGAUGGAAAUGACCUUUAUGCAAUGGAUGUUCCGAUGCUUCAGAAUCUUGCGGCUUCUGCAAAAUGA
Messenger RNA from Fusarium musae, 381 nucleotides. RefSeq lists its product as uncharacterized. The transcript is spliced from 2 exons. The record is from RefSeq and is a predicted model, not a curated record. NCBI's taxonomy places the organism in Eukaryota, Fungi, Ascomycota, Sordariomycetes, Hypocreales, Nectriaceae. The coding region runs from base 1 to 381 and encodes 126 amino acids.